UUCUAAAGUAAGGUAAAGUUGCUGCUCAGAAUCUAUGAGCUGCAUCCAGGAUGAGCUAUUUCUUCUUAGCUCCUGAAUUGCCUUUGCCCUUUAGUCCUCUCUCUUCUCAAGCUUUUGAAGAAAUUCAACGCCAUGCCGAGGAAGCCUGGAGACGGGAGGCUCAAAGAGAGGCCAACUGUGCAACAACAUAUUCUGCUGGUUAUGGAAAAAAGGAGCUGGCUGAAUCCGCAAGGUGCAGAACCAAACCCUCCUCUCCUACCAGGAUAAAUAGACCUCAUCCACCAGAAGUGUUUAUGGUAAACCAGCUUCAUUAUAUACCUGGAUAUUACAACAGUGAUAAACAAACUGCUGCAGAUGACAAAGGCAAAUACUAUGAACAUCCAGGUUACAGAGAAGAUUCUAAAUAUGUCAGACAACAAGUAGUGUAUCAAAAUAUGUACUCUGGUGGUUCAAAGUCACAUCAGGCAGCUCAGAACUGGAUAAAACAUGCCAGUGAAAAUGAGGGCAGAAAUAUUGAGAAAAUGAAAAAUUUUGCAGCAGAAAGUCAGAAGAUGCAGACUAUACCACACAAGAAACAGCUGAGGUGGAAACUGCGAGGCAAUCUUUUCUCAAACGUAACUGAUUAUGCAGCCAGGGCCAUGGAAAAAACAGAAGUACCUUUCCUAUAACAUAACCAGUUACCAAUUGAUGCAGGAGCAGGAUUAAACACAAGACUGAGAAAGCAUGAUACAGCAUUGUCGUAUUCACUACGAGGUGCUCAAGGAUUAGAAUAUUUGUUCUAGGAAUACAACCAAGAAUUCUUCAGCUAAUUAGAAGUUUAUACCAGGGCUUGAUUUGCACUGAAGAUUGCUUUGAAUAAGAUAAUUCCUUCAUUACAGUGGUUCAAUAUUCUAUUCUAACUUCAUUUCAAAGUGUCAAGCUCUUGUUUUGAUAAGUAGUGCCCUCACCUCCAUGACUCUUGGCAAUUUGUCUGACCUUGGAGCUGUGUAGAUGUUUCCUCUCUCUCCAUCUCUCCUGUGCAUCUGAAUGUCUUAAUGGCAUUAUCGUUUUUUUAUGCUGAUCUUUACAAGACGUUGACAAAACAUACACGCUGUGUUGGAUGACAGAAAAAUUCACAUUAUUUCACCAAAAUGUACUAAAUGGGAAUUAAAGGCCAGAUUCUACCACCUUUACUCACACAAAGUAGCACCUUACUCCACAAUUAGUUCCACUGGUUUCAGCUGGGCUAUCUGUGGAGUCAGAUACUACUCAAUAUGAGUAAGGGUGGCAGAAUCUGGUUGUAAAUGAGAAUUUCAUAGCUCUUAAAGGGAUUAUGAUAAUCUAAUCUGAUCUAAUCUCCUUAUCAUUGACACUAUUUCUUUAUAAUUUACCUAAAGGCUAUCAUGAAUAAUUAGUCAGACUUUUACAAGGAAUGCUAGGAGGGACCUUUAUUAAAUUCUGUGUUGUGGCUGUCACAACAAGGCUUUCAUUUAUACACCCAACCUACAGUCUGAAGGAUCUCAAAGUACUUUAUAAGGAAAAUCAUACAAGGAUAUUUAGGGAUCACUACUAAAAUACCUGUGGUGGAACACAGCAACUUUUUAACAGUACACAACAACGCUACACAUUAGCUUUAGGAAAGGAAGUGAAGAAUGCUGUAUUCAAUUAAAAUACAGGGGGAAUAUUUGGAAGGUAGAUAGAAUGUAGUUACAUAAAGUUCCAUUUGGCUAGCAAGUACAGAUUCUAUUUUUGCUCUUACAAUGCCUCAGAAGGUCAAGACCAUGCAUAUAUCUCAGCUGAAAGACAGCACUUUCAGCCGCACAGUAUGCCCCUGAAAAAUAUACUGGCGCAUUGGUCAUUAUUGAAUCAAAGGAAAAAGUGCCACAUCCUGAAUCAUGCAGCACCACUUCAAACAGUAUAUAAGUGCUUUGGAGGUCUCGCAUCCCAGUACUGAGCAGGUCCCACUCUGCUUAGCUUGUGAGAUUAGAAAAGAUUCCAACACAAGGCAGUAUGGCUGAAGGCCAAAUAGUCAAUUAUUAAUUUCCUUACAUUUUCCUACUUUUGAUCAAGAAAGACGUAAAAUGUAACAACAACUGGAAUUACAAAAAAAUCGCAGAAUUUUCUCCUGGUUAAAACUGAAUAAAAUGUCUGUCUUACCUUUUUAUGUCUGUUACUCCUGUUGGGAAAACUUCCCUAUCCGCAUUUUUUAAAAAUCCUUAAAGUUAGAUAGAUUAGUUAACAAACCAAUGGAGGGGGAGAGGAAAAAAGAAAAGAAACCAGAGUAUAGCCAACCAUUUUUAAUUAGAGUAUAUUGUACUUCCAAACUGGAUACACUAGAAAUUGGCAAUGCAACAUAAGAUGCAAAAGAAUAUACCAGUUACUGUCAAAAUGACCCUGUACAGCCUUAUAAUGCAAAAAGCUUUAUACAAUACAAAUUUUUAUUAAUGUACACAAACCUUGACAGUGUGAUAUUUGAACAUAAUACAAGUAAAAAAGGACAGG
This is a messenger RNA of Gopherus flavomarginatus (Mexican gopher tortoise), 2481 nucleotides long. RefSeq names its product chromosome 3 C4orf51 homolog (gene C3H4orf51). Bases 51 to 668 code for a protein of 205 amino acids. NCBI's taxonomy places the organism in Eukaryota, Metazoa, Chordata, Testudines, Testudinidae. The transcript has 6 exons. The record is from RefSeq and is a predicted model, not a curated record.